Messenger RNA from Podospora anserina S mat+, 2556 nucleotides. RefSeq lists its product as uncharacterized. The record is from RefSeq and is a predicted model, not a curated record. Lineage: Eukaryota; Fungi; Ascomycota; Sordariomycetes; Sordariales; Podosporaceae. The coding region runs from base 1 to 2556 and encodes 851 amino acids. The transcript has a single exon.
AUGGGAGAACAUGAAUGUUCGGGGCCGCCGGCGGUGGAAGGUAGGCGGUUGAUUCCGUUUGUUCACCCCGACAACUUGCUGACCAUGCAUUCAGAAACACCGCCGAUGCCCGCCCCAUCACUUUUUGAAAGAUUUAACCCGUGGGGUGCUCCUGCUGCGCCAAAGGACCAGUCUCGGGCACCCCCUCAAGUGGACACCUCUGCUGCCAGUACGCUUGAUGCAUCUCGAACCAUGGCAAAUGCUGACGAUGGUUCAGAUCGUGCCUACGCAGGACAAGGCCAGUUGACGCCAGUGAGUUCACUGUCGAGUGGAUCACAACCGAGCGAGCAGAACAUCUCGCCCAAAACACCAAAUGCUAGACCUGCCACUGACAAGCCGGACGAAUUCUUUGCUCCUCAAAUUGCCAAUGAUUCGCCUCCCCCUCAACCAACAAGGAGAUCAGGGGGUUAUGGGGGGUUGGGUAACGGGACUGAUUUCGACGACCAGCUGCCGCCAUCAAACCCAGCAAGGAAACAAUCACCACCGAAUCUAAUGGAACGCCUGAAUUCCAUCGCUCCCGGGCCGUUUGAUGCCAACAGAAGGCCUUCGAGCAGUGCUCGUAGCGAUAUAAACGAUCGUCCCGGUACUUCAGCUUCCAACCUUGGUAGCUUGGGUGGAGGACAGGCACAACCCAGCCUGAGAAAGAACGGCUAUGGGGGUUUUGGCGUUCCUGCGAGGAGUCCGAGUCGGCAGGAAGACAAUCCUCCGCCAUUGACACCCAGUCGCGCCGAUACAUUUCCUCGUCCGAAUGAAGGCUUUCCGCCACCCCAGCGAACACCUUCUGCGCCACCCGCGGCCUUGAGAAUUCAGCCGCCAGACAGAUUACGUGCCCCAUCAGAGUCUUUUUCAGACAGAGAUGGCGGGACAUCGCCAGACAGCCGAGGGUCCAUGAUGAGCGACAGACCUCGCCGUCCCAGCCGUGGGCCAGACACUUCGAGACCUCCACCUCCUCGCAGUGCUACACUCCGACCCACUACCCCUGGUCUCCCAACUAUCAACCUUGCUGAGGAGUUCGGCGUUGGGAAUCCUUACCAUACGCCUUCGGAAUCGACAGGAUCAAGCGUGUCUGUUCACAGCAUGUCGGUACAGAGCGUGUCAGCCCAGAGCAGUUUUGAGCGUCGCCCUAGCCAAGCGAGCUCCCGAACUAGCCCACCCAGGUCCAUAGCAUCGAGAUCUGGACGGAGGAAGCCUUCUGACACAUCUAGUUUUGAUAACUUGAUGUCGGAUCUUCAGUCUACAAUGGACGAUAAUCAGCAGAAACCGCCAGGUCCUGCCUCUCUCAAAAUGCCAUACAAGGGAGGUAGAGAUCGGCCAUCGCCACUAAGCGCUCGUCCGCCACCGCCAGAGGGAGGAUAUGAUCCACGCAUCGACCCGCGUGGUCAGCGACGAGCAGCAGGAGGAUCCCCUCUUCCCUCUCCGUUGGAGAUCUCGCCGCUUGGCGAAAGCCCUGCCAUUAUGACACCUAGCAUCUUGACACCUGGAUCUGGAGCUCAGCCAUCUCCAGGCUGGCCGACCCCGAAACCGGAACCAGCUCGACCUCGUGAACAGGAGCCGCCUGUACCGCAACAAUCAGCGUUGAGAGAGCUGCAGGGAGCGUCUCCCAUGGACAGGUCACAAGGUCCGCAACGAGCACCGCCGAUGGAAGCACCAAGAGAGCUUCAAAGGGCACCCACGAUGGAAGCGUCAAAGGAGACCCAGAGGCCACCCGUGGAGCCUUUUCGACCUCAGCUCCAAAGAGCACCAACAAUGGAGGUCCCGAGACAACUCCAGAGAGCCGCCACGAUGGACGAGCCAAGGGACAUGCAAAGACAAGAUCCCAGCAGAACUCCGCAACGACCUCGAGACCCCCGUGACGAGCUUCGCGACGGCAGACCUCUCCACGAACGAUCCCGCUCGCAACCUCGCAACUUGCCUCCUCCCUCGGCCCAGCCUUCCCGCGGCGACUGCAAGGCAUGCGGGCUGCCAAUCAAGGGGAAAUCGAUUUCCAGCGCCGACGGCCGUCUCACCGGGCGCUAUCACAAGCCGUGCUUCGUCUGCUCGACCUGCCAGGAACCAUUCACGUCAGCGACGUUUUACGUCUUGAACGACAGACCCUACUGCGAGCAACACUACCACAAGCUCAACGGCAGCUUGUGCGGGAGUUGCGGCCGAGGCAUCGAGGGGGAGUAUCUCGAGGAUGAGACUUCUCGCAAACACCACGUCGGAUGCUUCAAGUGCGGCGACUGCGGCAUGGCGCUUCGUGAUGGGUACUUUGAGGUCAACGGCAGGGCGUUUUGCGAAAAGGACGCCUGGAGGCGGGUGCAGCAGCCUCCUCCUCCGCCUAUGAUGAUGGGCGGCGGCAGGGGAAUGGGUGGUCCUCCCGGACGAGGAAGAGGGGGCAUGAGGCCGCCGGGACCGAUGGGGCUGCCGGGGGCGAAUCCGAGGUUUGGGCCGAACGGUCCGUAUGGGAAUAGUCGACUUGGACCGGGACCGAGACCGAAGAUGGAGAAGAGGAUGACGAGGUUGGGGAUGCUGUAG